UCCUCCAAAAUUCCCACCUCUAAACAUAAACACAAAGAGCCUUUGCUGUUUUUGAAAACCAAGUUUAUCUUUUUAUCAUGGGUUCCCAAGGUACAAUGGCGAAUAUCAUGGUCGUUUUCGACUUCGAUAAAACCAUUGUUGAUUGUGAUACUGAUAAUUGGGUUUUGGAUAAUCUUGGUUUCACUGAAUUGUUCGAACAACUUCUUCCUACCAUGCCUUGGAAUCCUUUAAUGGAUUUAAUGAUGAAGACGAUGCAUGAGAAAGGAGUAACGAAGAAUGACAUAGUGGAGGUCUUAAAAACAACGCCUAUGCAUGAUCGUAUCAUUCCCGCCAUUAAAUCAGCUUACGAUGCUGGGUGUGAUCUGAGGAUACUAAGUGAUGCAAAUAGGUUCUUUAUAGAAACAAUUUUGGAUCAUCAUGGAAUCAAGGAUUAUUUUACUGAGAUUCACACAAAUCCGGGUUAUGUGGAUGAAAAUGGGAGAGUUAGAAUAUUUCCCCAUCAUGAUUUCACAACAAAACCUCAUGAUUGUGAAAACAUUCUUUGCCCUCCUAACAUGUGUAAGGGUGUAGUGAUGGAAAAGCUAUUAACCAAUGAAGGGGACAACACAUUCAUUUAUUUAGGUGAUGGAAAUGGUGAUCAUUGUCCUAGCUUAAAGCUAAGAGAAAUUGAUUAUUGCAUGCCUAGGAAGAACUAUCCACUUUGGGGUGUAAUUUCAAGUAACCCUAAGCUCAUCAAUGCUAAGAUCCAUGGGUGGUCCGACGGCGGAGACCUCGAACGUGUCCUAUUAUCUCUCGUCGAUGGAGUGUUAUCUAGUAAGUUGGAAAAUAAAGGUGGACAUCAAAGUUUGGCUAAGGUUGAUUUCAAGUUUAAGAACAAUGUACCAAGGCCUUCACAGAAAGUUCUUCCUCCAGCUGCAUGAUAACAAUAAUAAUACUACCUCCGUCCAAUUUUAAUUGUCAUAUUUUAAUGACAGUUAUUUCGAGACAUUUUCUUAUGUCGGGAGGAUAGAGUACAAUGAUUGUCGAUAUUGUAUUUUUAAAAAGGAAAAAAAGAAGGUUGAUCUGAACCCCGCAUAACCUGCCAUAAAAUACUACGGAACAUAACCAUGGGUGAGGAUGUGGUAUCGAAGGCAUGGGAAGGGGAUAGCCGCUCUUUAAUAAGGCUUGGAUCCCAUGCAACUAUAUAUGCUUUGAGUUUGAGAUAAUUAUAUUUUUGCAACAAUGUCUUGUUGCUAUCUCAUGAGCUAAAUUAUGUUUAGCCUACUUAUGCUAAAUUAGUGGCAAUCUAGUUAUAGUGGUGUGUAUGAUGUAUCUAUGUUGUAUUCUCAACAAUGAAUUAGGCAUGAUAGCCAUCUCUUUUUACAUAAUGUAAGUGGCUCUUCGUAUAAAAUUAUCUACCCAUUAAACAACAGUGGUUGACAUGUA
Messenger RNA from Spinacia oleracea (spinach), 1425 nucleotides. RefSeq names its product inorganic pyrophosphatase 1. Lineage: Eukaryota; Viridiplantae; Streptophyta; Magnoliopsida; Caryophyllales; Amaranthaceae. Gene Ontology annotation, molecular function: phosphatase activity. The transcript is spliced from 4 exons. Bases 78 to 920 code for a protein of 280 amino acids. The record is from RefSeq and is a predicted model, not a curated record.